Molecule: messenger RNA, 1467 nt
Organism: Micropterus salmoides (largemouth bass)
Lineage: Eukaryota; Metazoa; Chordata; Actinopteri; Centrarchiformes; Centrarchidae
Exons: 4
Coding region: 387-1118 (243 amino acids)
Biological process (GO): interleukin-15-mediated signaling pathway; T cell activation; positive regulation of ERK1 and ERK2 cascade
Cellular component (GO): external side of plasma membrane; membrane raft
Molecular function (GO): protein tyrosine kinase binding; MHC class II protein binding
Source: RefSeq, a predicted model, not a curated record
CACAUUAACAAAAAAUACUUCUCAUUCAGUUCUCAGAAAACAUUACAAAGCUACAAAGAGGAACCAACAAUUCUUAAACCACUACAUCACCACAUCACAUUUGUUUUCCGCCAGUUUCAUGAUUUUGGACCACGAGCCUCUGGUUCCCUCCACAUUAUUGGUUUUGCUGAAAACUCGAAGACAUCAGUUGCUCUUCUUGCUGUUAAAAUAUUUAUAAGAAAGAAAACGAGAAAAACUGAUGGACUCAACAACAAAGAAUGAAAAAAGAUGCAAGUCACUAUAAGGAAGUAACACUUUAAUAACGGGAAGUAGAUCCCGCAUCUCUCUUCAAGACGCACAAGUUCAGAGACAGUUGAGGGCGUGAGAACAAGAGAGAGAGAAGCAAGAUGGUUCAAUUCAGAUGGAUUAACGUGUCUUUAUUUGUGAUACUCGUGCUUCAGUUUACAGCAGCAACUGGGCAGAACCUCUCCUUCACUGUCAGAGUUGGAGAUGAAGUCACUUUGCAUUGUGGAAAUGUGAUACAAAAUCAGGAUAAUUGUGACGGGACUUCCUGGUUGGUCAGUCGUGAUAUUGGGGCAGCAGCAACAGAGCUGAUUACACAUGGGAAAAAUGGGAUUUCCAAAUCUAAAUCUGACAGACUGAGUGUUACAGAGAACUGUUUUCUGGUUAUAAAGAAGGUCACAUUCGAGGAUGUUGGUCGUUACACCUGCAGACAGUUCAAGAAAUCAGGACAACAACAAGGUCCAGACUCUCUGGUUCUUCUGUCUGUUAUUAACAUUGAACAAUAUCAGAACAAUGAUACAGUCGGCUUCAUCUGCUCUAUGUUGACAUAUGGAAGGUGUGGACACACAGUCGAGUGGUUGUAUGAGGGUAAUAAGAACAACAUGUUGACAUCACAGGGUUCCUGUUCAGCCACUGUGGUUUUUACAACUCCUCCUCUUAGCCAGAAGUCAAACUAUUGUGAGUUACUGAAGUGUAAAGUGACAGAUAAUAAGAGUGGCCAGAUGCUGCUGUGUAGCGUUGACCUCCAGUCCUCAUGUGAGAAAACAGGAAGCACAUUAGAGGGGAAAAACAAAACACCAUCUGGAAAUGAUGAAACAAAACAAGGUAGUGACUAAACAUCUUACAUCUCUCUCUCUCUUUCCUUGUGAAGUCUACAUUAUGAAUGAUUGUCACUCGGCUAUGUUUGGUACUCCUCUACACAUGUGAGAUUAAAUCUGGAACAAUUUUUUUUUAGAAAACUAGAAGUAUAGAAGUAGUUUUAAAAGGUCUGGAUUUGUGUUGGCAUGAAAUCUUUAUCAAUAAUAAAAUUCACGUCAACCAAGGACACUUUCCAACAGAACUGAACUGUGCAGUCAAAAUGUUUCUAAUGUUUUCAGAAUCGUUCUGGAGGUUCAUCAUUGUGUCUGUGGGUUUAGCAGCACUCAUAAUAAUUGUUGUGGCAGUCAACAUCUGGACAAGAACUAA